CAAGAGAGUUACCUCGGACAAUAACUCCACUUAACGAUAUUUAUACUAUCUUGCAAAGUACUUUUGGGAUCACAGCAUUGUUCCUCUGUCACCGUUCCACUAAGGUUGUGCAGAGGCCAGAAAAAAAGGAGUUGUCAUCAUGGCGCUAAUGAUACUACCGUUCAUUGGAUCAGUGUCGGUAUCUGAGAGUCUGGUUGCCAUGACAACAUUGUGUCUGGUCUACCUGAUUCUCAAGUUUUUCCACACCAAGAUUCCUGAGGGACUUCAGCGGCUGCCUGGACCAAAGCCCCUGCCUAUCAUUGGGAAUGUGCUGGAGGUGGGCAGAAAUCCUUACCUGAGCCUCACUGCCAUGAGCAAGCACUAUGGCAAUGUCUUCCAGAUCCAGAUUGGCAUGCGCCCUGUAGUCGUGCUGAGUGGAAGUGAAACAGUUCGGCAGGCUCUCAUCAAGCAAGGGGAAGAUUUUUCUGGUAGACCUGACCUGUACAGCUUCAGGUUCAUCAACGAAGGCAAGAGUCUGGCCUUCAGCACAGACCAGGCCGGCGUCUGGCGUGCCCGUAGGAAGCUGGCCUACAAUGCCCUGCGUUCCUUCUCCACCCUGGAAGGCACGACCCCAGAGUACUCCUGCAUGCUGGAGGAACACAUCUGCAAAGAGGGAGAGUAUCUGGUCAAACAACUUGACACCGUCAUGAAGGCUGACGGCAGCUUCGACCCCUUCCGCCACAUUGUCGUCUCUGUCGCUAAUGUGAUCUGUGGAAUGUGCUUUGGCCGACGCUACACCCAUGAUGACCAGGAGUUGUUGAGCUUGGUGAACCUCAGUGAUGAGUUUGGCCAGGUGGUGGGGAGCGGUAAUCCUGCAGACUUCAUACCUGCUCUUCAGUACCUGCCCAGCACUACAAUGAAGAAGUUUCUGAACAUCAAUGCCCGCUUCAACAACUUUGUGCAAAAGAUUGUCAGCGAGCACUACACCACCUUUGACAAGGACAACAUUCGUGACAUCACCGACUCCCUCAUUGAUCACUGUGAGGACAGAAAGCUGGAUGAGAACUCCAAUGUCCAGAUGUCAGAUGAGAAGAUUGUAGGAAUCGUCAAUGACCUGUUUGGAGCUGGUUUUGACACCAUCUCCACUGCCCUGUCUUGGUCAGUAAUGUACUUGGUGGCAUACCCAGAGAUACAGGAAAGGCUUUAUCAAGAACUGAAGGACAAUGUGGGUCUCGAUCGUACUCCUCUUCUCUCUGAUAAACCCCACUUACCCUUUCUGGAGGCCUUCAUCCUGGAGCUCUUCCGCCAUUCGUCAUUCCUUCCCUUCACUAUCCCUCACUGCACAACAAAAGACACAUCUCUGAAUGGCUACUUCAUUCCCAAAGACACCUGCAUCUUCAUCAAUCAGUGGCAGAUCAACCAUGAUCCUGAGCUGUGGAAAGAUCCAUCUGCUUUCAACCCAGACCGCUUCCUGAGCGCUGAUGGCACUGAAGUCAACAAGCUGGAUGGGGAGAAGGUGAUGGUUUUUGGCAUGGGAAAGCGGCGCUGCAUCGGCGAGGUCAUUGCACGAAAUGAAGUGUACCUCUUCUUGGCAAUCAUCGUCCAGAAGCUGCACUUCCACACGAUGCCCGGAGAGCCUUUGGACAUGACCCCAGAAUACGGUCUCACAAUGAAGCACAAACGCUGCCACCUGAGAGCCACAAUGCGAGCGAGGAAUGAGCAGUGAAGCUGUUUUUAAUGUGUGAUGUAUGACUCAAUAGAUGGUUUAAGUUGACUCUAACACUGUAUGGGUCACAGCCAUGAUAACAGUCAGUGAAAGAAGCAUCUUUCUCAGAAUGUAAGGCAUUGGUUGCCGAAUUUGAUCGACAGAGCUAAUGACAUUGAAACAAAUGAGUGAAAUGUGCUUGCUGCAGAUCAUCAGAGGUGUCUUGGUUUGUGUGAACGCACCUCUGUAAUGUUUUUGGUUCUCUGAGUGAUAAUCGUGCACAUGGUUGUUGCUUCUCAGUGAAGUAUAAGGAGAUACCUGGUUCUCCUGCAUUAUGUAGUAAACUAAACUACUCCCAUUAAGAAGUUGUAAAACACUCUGUAACUAAGUCACCUUGUUCAGCUUUGGGACACACAGUAUGUUUUACUGAAUAGGCAUUACUAUUUAGGCAACUGCAACCUAAAUUGCUGUCUUCUGUGACACAGGACUCUGAACUGAAAGGAUAUUAGCCUACCUUAUGAUGCCAUUGCCACUUGUAAGCUAAUUAUUUGUAUGACAUUAUAAUGCGGGAUGUAAGACACUGAAGCUAUAUUUGUAUCCCAAAAAAAUGUGAUUUUUUUGUAUAUCAAGUACUUUGUAUUUUAUAAAGUCAUUUUUAUGUGCCUAGUGUUUGUAUAUUUGAGGUGAAAUAGAUUUGCUCUGCAUCUACAUAAAAAAUAUCAGGACACCAAAAGAGUUCCAGUGAUUUUUGGAAUAUAUUAGUAGGCUAUAGAUUUUGUUAAUCUCUAAUGUAUCAAUGAUUGUAUAACAUGUAAGGGCAUGUGAUCGGAGCAUCCUUUAAUCUGCCACGCAAAUAAAAUAUGCUGUAAUGAUCA
This is a messenger RNA of Epinephelus lanceolatus (giant grouper), 2559 nucleotides long. RefSeq names its product cytochrome P450, family 1, subfamily A (gene cyp1a). Gene Ontology annotation, molecular function: heme binding; oxidoreductase activity, acting on paired donors, with incorporation or reduction of molecular oxygen, reduced flavin or flavoprotein as one donor, and incorporation of one atom of oxygen; steroid 17-alpha-monooxygenase activity. The record is from RefSeq and is a predicted model, not a curated record. Gene Ontology annotation, biological process: progesterone metabolic process; hormone biosynthetic process. Lineage: Eukaryota; Metazoa; Chordata; Actinopteri; Perciformes; Serranidae.